AUGGCAUCCGAGAGAAAAAAUUCUCAAGCACCUAAUUUAGCAGCAUUUUUAUUAAUCAAACGAAGAUUAGCGGCGAAACAAGCUGUUGAAAACGGUGACAAUCAAGGCCAACUACAACUUCCAGCCACUAAUGUUGGCGCUCAUUCGGUUGAGAAAUUAAGCUAUCAUCAAAUUGUGCCUCAAGUAAAUUCAACAGCAAUAACACAUACGAAUCAAAGCGAAUCACCAAGCCUGAGUAGAAACAGCAAACAAAUAGAAGUGGCAUUACUUGAUAGAAAAAUUGGAGAAAUCAAUCUUAAACAAGAAAAUAAAACAAAUGCAACAUUGGAUACAUGGAAAGAUUUCGAAUCCUUUAAUUAUGGAUUUGUUACUGAGUCAGCAAUACAACAACCAAAGCCUAUGUCACCUAUAUCACAACAAGAACAGCGUACUUCAACACCAAAGUCUACAACACAAAUACAACCGAUCGAACCAAUAGAAGAAAUUGCUCAUCAAGAACCACAAGUAAAUCAACUGCCCAUUGAGAAAUAUUCAUCGCCUAUAUUAGAACGAUCGACAUCUAACAAUAUGGAUUCUCCAAUUCGUAAUCAAUCAGGUGCGAAAACGCCAUCGAAAGAGGAAGAACUUCGAAAAGAAACUGUAGAUAAGCCAUUCGUAUCUUCUCCUCUGCCUCCAAAAACAAUCAAUGAAAAACGAAAAUCUUCUCCUGAAGUAUACACUCCAAUUCAUUCUGCGCCUUCACUAGAUAGCGAGAAAACAUAUAAAUACAAACAGCCACAAUCGCUACCGUCUAACUCACCAAUUCCUAUGAUUGAACAAACGGUUCCAAUAACAUCGAUUAUCGCUAAUCCAAAUAUAUUUCAAAAUAAUUCGCAAUCGCUCGAACAGCCAUCGUCCCCAGUAUUGAAUCGUCGUGCUUUUAAAUUGUUUCCGGAUAUCAAACGUCAUGAAGCAGAAAGAUCUAAACAUGGCCUUACAAGUAUCCAACGAAGUAUGGACCGCUAUCGUUUUCAUGUAUGGUAA
Rotaria socialis is the source of this 1023-nucleotide messenger RNA. The record is from the annotation of a GenBank genome assembly. Lineage: Eukaryota; Metazoa; Rotifera; Eurotatoria; Philodinida; Philodinidae.